AACGUAUUCCAAAAAACAUUCGCAUUAGACUUUCAGCGAACAAAACAUUUUGUUUUCGUGUCCAAGUGUGUGACUUGAUAUUUUUUUGAAAAAAAAAAAAUAAUAAACUCUGAUCUUUCGAUCAAAGAACUAUAGACAAUUCUAGUGAUUCAGUGCUGUUAAUCCUGAAAAUUAUUAUUAAUAUAUUUUUAUUUUGAAGUGAUUGUAGACUUUUAAGAACUAAAGAACAUUUUCUAAGAACCGUUGAUCCAUAAGUAUACAUGAUAAAUUCAAACAGAGAAGCCAUAAGUGAAGUGUUGUUUAAGCAUCCAAACUCAGGAUAUAUCGUCUUUGACGAAAGUGAAAUUAUUCUUGCACCAUCUCAAUUUAUUUGUGACAAUUGCAAAAUGUCGAGAUUAGCAAUGUCUUGCUAUGCUGCUACAAAGCAUCAAUAUCCAGAUAGUGAUAAGAAGGUGGCUCGAGUUCAGAGCAAGGAAAAGAAGCAGGGUAAAGAGCGCUCAUCAAAUAAGUACGGUGAAAUGGAAGCGACAAUUUCUCUUGAUAAAUACAAUGGAAAGCUGAUGAACAGCAUUUGGGGCUUGUAUAACAGGAACUCUCCUCAUAACUUCAAAUCACUCCAAAAUGCUGAAGAAGUCGUUGGCAUCGAAAAGGAACAAGGGAUGAAGGCCGACUCUAAAAAAGUCGGUUCUUCAUCCUUUGUUCAAUUCUCCGUUCCACAAUUUAGUGGAAUGGUUGCUCUCGAGACUAAAUUUGAAGUCACGAAGCAAAAGACAUCCUUGGAGAAGCUUGAAAAUCUUUUCGCUUCACCAAUCUUCUAAUCAUGCUCUAUGUACUUAUAGUCAUCACUUCACUUAUAUGGAACAGAAACAA
Molecule: messenger RNA, 870 nt
Organism: Chironomus riparius
Lineage: Eukaryota; Metazoa; Arthropoda; Insecta; Diptera; Chironomidae
Source: the annotation of a GenBank genome assembly